AUGGCUUUCAGCAUGAAGCUUUUACCUAGCAGGUUGACCCUGUUGGCCGUUCUAUGCCUUAUUCAAUGGGUGUCUUGUCUUCCUGGCAGUGCACAAGAUACAAUCAACAGUACUACUAGUGCUGCUCAGAAUGCUGGUAAUACCGUGCAAUUUGAGAUUACUCUUACAUGGGAAGAGGGAGAGGUCGCGGGUUCGAAAAGAAAGAUGAUCUUGACCAAUGGCCAGUUCCCUGCUCCUACUUUGCAGUUGAAGCAGGGUGAUGAUGUUGAAUUCCGCUUGAAUAAUAAGCUUCCUUUUGCGACAACAAUUCACUUCCAUGGCAUUGACCAACAGGGCACGCCGUGGUCGGAUGGUGUCCCUGGACUUUCGCAAAGACCUAUCCAGUCUGGUGACCAUUUUCUCUACAAGUGGAAAGCAACAAGCUAUGGAGCCUAUUGGUAUCACGCUCACACCCGAGGUCAGAUUGAGGAUGGUCUCUACGGGGCCAUUUCCAUUCAACCGGACGACUCUGUGGAACGACCCUUUAGUAUGAUCACGGAUGACCAAGAGGAGCUCCAUGCGAUCCUCGAGGCAGAAAAGAAUACAAAGCCUAUGAUUCUGUCGGACUGGCACACUAUGACGUCGGAGCAAUUUUGGAAGGCUGAAGAGGUUACCGGGCUCGACGGUUAUUGUGUUAAUGCCAUGCUGAUCAAUGGCAAAGGCUCUGUACAGUGUCUUCCCCGGGAUGUCAUCAACGAAUACACCACUCCUGCGCAGAAAGCCUCACUUGGAAACGCCACUUUGACGGAUUUGGCAUGCUUCCCUCCAAUCGCAGCAACUGAAGGAAACUUCACUCACUAUGAUAUUCUUAGUCCCCAGGGAUUUUUUGAAGGCUGCACGCCGAGCCAGGGGCCGACUGAAGUGCUCGAGGUGAACCCUGCUGCAGGCUGGGUGAGCUGGGAUUUGAUUUGCGCGGCAGGCGUUUCGGCGCCCAUGUUCUCAAUCGACGAGCACCCCAUGUAUGUCUACGCCAUCGAUGGACGCUACGUCGAGCCCAUGAGGGUGGAUGCUGUUUUGUUACACAUCGGUACUCGCUACUCAGUCAUGGUGAAAUUGGACAACCUCGCAGGUGAUUAUACCAUCCGCUCCGCGAACCAGGGCGUCAACCAGAUCGUCAAUGCCACAGCGGUCAUGUCGUAUGCGUCGCCAGUCAAAACUCAAAAAGGACCAUCUAAGCCAUAUAUCAAUAUGAUCGGGGUCAACACCACCCAGGACACUGUCAUCUUGGACGAAGCCAAGGUGGUUCCGUUUCCCGUUGAGGUUCCAUCCAUGGACGUCGACCAAACAUUCUUUGUGGAAAUUCAGCGCUAUAAUGCUUCCUACCGGUGGACAUUGGGGAACAGCAGCUUUCCUCUCUCGGCGGAAAAAGUCCCAACACCCUUACUCUUCAACCAAAGCGCCAUCCCCCAGGAUCUCACUCUCAGAACCCACAAUGGCACCUGGGUUGACGUGUUGAUUCACAUGACAGGAGGCCUCCAACCGCCUCACCCCAUCCACAAACACUCGAACAAGUACUUUGUGAUCGGACGGGGAUCCGGAGUUUUCUCAUACACGUCCGUAGCGGAAGCAAUGACGCACAUCCCUGAAAGCUUCAACUUCAAGAACCCGCAAAUGCGCGAUACCUUUCCCACCUUGCCUGUUACUGCGGAAACCACCUGGAUGGCUAUUCGGUACCAUGUCGUCAAUCCUGGUCCAUUCCUACUUCAUUGCCAUAUCCAGGCGCAUCUGAGCGGUGGCAUGGCCAUGGCACUUUUGGACGGGGUAGAUGCCUGGCCAGAAGUUCCACCGGAAUACGAGUUGCCGGUGUCAGCGAAUUAA
Messenger RNA from Aspergillus wentii DTO 134E9, 1857 nucleotides. RefSeq lists its product as uncharacterized. The transcript has 3 exons. Gene Ontology annotation, molecular function: oxidoreductase activity; copper ion binding. The record is from RefSeq and is a predicted model, not a curated record. Bases 1 to 1857 code for a protein of 618 amino acids. NCBI's taxonomy places the organism in Eukaryota, Fungi, Ascomycota, Eurotiomycetes, Eurotiales, Aspergillaceae.